Molecule: messenger RNA, 1059 nt
Organism: Anoplophora glabripennis (Asian longhorned beetle)
Lineage: Eukaryota; Metazoa; Arthropoda; Insecta; Coleoptera; Cerambycidae
Gene: Arpc2
Product: probable actin-related protein 2/3 complex subunit 2
Exons: 5
Coding region: 122-1027 (301 amino acids)
Biological process (GO): actin filament polymerization; Arp2/3 complex-mediated actin nucleation
Cellular component (GO): Arp2/3 protein complex; actin cytoskeleton
Molecular function (GO): structural constituent of cytoskeleton; actin filament binding
Source: RefSeq, a predicted model, not a curated record
UAGAAGAAACGUCGAAACUGUCAAAAGUCGGAAAGUUGCAAGAGAAGUACCUCCCAUGUAUGAUCUUGUUAGGAUUUUAUAUAAAUUUAGUAAAUAAAACUUUUUUUAAGUAAUAGUUAAAAUGAUAUUAUUGGAAAUAAAUAACAGGGUAGUGGAAGAAACUUUAACUUUAAAAAUAAAAAACGCUCAAGCUGGUUUAAAAAACGAGAGCAUAGAUAUUACUGUAGCUGAUUUUGAUGGAGUUUUGUACCAUAUAUCAAAUUUGAAUGGAGAUAAGACAAAAAUACGAACUAGUAUCUCAUUAAAAUUUUAUAAACAAUUGCAAGAGCAUGGUGCAGAUGAAUUAUUGAAAAGGGAAUAUGGACCAUACCUAAUCGCUCCAGAAAAUGGUUAUAAUGUAUCUGUAUUGUUAGAUCUAGAGAACAUUCCUGAGAAUUGGCCUGAAUUUGUAAAAAAGCUUGGUCUGCUAAAAAGGAACUGUUUUGCGUCAGUUUUUGAAAAGUAUUUUGACUUCCAAGAGAAAGGCGAUGAAGGUCAGAAAAGAGCCGUUAUUCCGUAUAGAGAUGAUGAAACUCUUUAUGUUGAAGCUAAAGCUGACAGAGUGACAGUAGUAUUUUCGACACGUUUUCGAGAUGAAGAUGAUGUUGUGAUCGGGAAAGUUUUUAUGCAGGAGCUCAAAGAAGGUCUUAGAGCUUCCCACACUGCUCCACCAGUGCUUUUUAGCCACAGAGAACCUCCGCUCGAGUUACAGAAUACCGAUGCUGUCGUUGACAACAAAGUCGGAUACGUAACAUUCGUUCUAUUUCCUAGACAUACAGCCAGAAAUACACGUGACAACACUAUUAACCUAAUUCAUAUGUUCCGUCACUACUUGCAUUACCAUAUUAAAUGUUCUAAAGCAUACAUCCAUAGUAGGAUGCGAGCAAAGACUUCUGAUUUCCUGAAAGUGCUGAAUAGAGCUCGCCCAGAAAAUAAGUCUACAGACAAGAAGACGAUCACCGGAAGAACUUUUAUAAGAAGAGAUUAAUGUCAAUGGAAAUAGUGAAUCGACUUAAACAA